AUGGAUCCGGUGCUACUCGAGCGUGAACGCGUUCUGUUCCGGCUGAACGAAGAAAUAAACGCCAAGUCACGGGGUCUGUUCGAGCUGAACGAGAACGUCAGCUGGAUGACAACGAAGCGCCGGUUGCGCCACGGUAUGAAGAAGCUGAACAAUGUGCCCGUCCUGGGACCACCGGGCGAUGAGUCGUCAUCGUCGGAGCUGGGUGCAUCGAUCGAUACGACGGAUAAGGAGAGCGGUGCGACCACCGGCGGAGGCGCCGGGACAGGAACUGGGUCGGACGAGGAGCCGGAAAGUGACGACCGUUCGUCGGCUGUUAUCUUCGCGGUGGUCCGCGACGGUGAGAAGGACACACACGGUGGUCGGGAACAGCAGCGAGAACAGGAACCGGCCUCAACGUUGACGACCCUCACCGAGAUACGGUGCGAUGCGAUACAGGAAGAGCAUACGCGAGCGAACAAUACCAACCAACAGCUGCAGCUGGUGAAGGUCACGACCGUGUCGGUGGAGCGCAAGGUAAGCAAUGGGCAGCGGAUGUCGGGCGGGACCGGCACGCCAGGUGGUGGUGGAAUGCUGAUCGCUAGCAAAUCGGUGACAUCGGCAGCGACGGCCCGCAAUCUCAGCAAAAACAUGGCCGACGUCGUACCGAAGGUGCUCGAGAAGAAGAACAUCAGCUCGGAGGGACUGAUCAAGUUUCUCAAAUCCAAAGUGGCUAUCCUUCAGACGGAGCUGGAAGCGAGCCAGAAGCAGAAUGAGGCGAAUGUCAAGGAUCUAAAUUUGGCACUCGAUCGCCUGAAGCAACUCGAAGCGUUGAAGGAACAGCUGCUAACGAAGAACGGUGCGCUCGAGCGUACGGUUAAGAAGUUUGAGGAACGCAACGUGGAGCUGGACAAGAUGCUAAAGGAAAAGGACGCCCAGCUGAACGUCUCGGCGAAGGAGCUGUUUGGGGCACGGUCGGAGAUUCGUAACCUGGCCCAUCUCAACCAAACGCAGGAGAAGCGUCUGUUCAAGACGCAGGAGGAGGUCGAAAGUUUGCGCAUCAAGCUGAGCAUCGCGAAUGAUUCGGAAAAGGAAACACGUGAUGCAGCUCGGCAGGAGCGUCUCACCUACGAGAAGCAGAUAAGACAGCUCCGCAAGCAACGUACCGAGGUGUUGGCCGACUACAAGAAGCUGCUGCUGAGCGUCGAUCAGAUGAAGAAGCAACAGUUCAACCAGGAACAGUCGAGACAGAUAAACGACUUUGAAAAAGAUUACUUACGGCAUCUAGACGAGGCUGCAUCUCCACCACCAGUGCAGUAG
Messenger RNA from Anopheles marshallii, 1296 nucleotides. Its product is annotated as girdin. Lineage: Eukaryota; Metazoa; Arthropoda; Insecta; Diptera; Culicidae. The coding region runs from base 1 to 1296 and encodes 431 amino acids. The transcript is spliced from 4 exons. The record is from RefSeq and is a predicted model, not a curated record.